This is a messenger RNA of Gossypium arboreum, 1914 nucleotides long. Its product is annotated as heterogeneous nuclear ribonucleoprotein Q-like. The transcript has 10 exons. Gene Ontology annotation, cellular component: nucleus. The record is from RefSeq and is a predicted model, not a curated record. Gene Ontology annotation, molecular function: mRNA binding. The coding region runs from base 245 to 1663 and encodes 472 amino acids. NCBI's taxonomy places the organism in Eukaryota, Viridiplantae, Streptophyta, Magnoliopsida, Malvales, Malvaceae.
UAAAACAUAAUAAUAAACAAAACACCAUUCAUUCUAUUGCUAUCUGUAGGGUACAACACCGAUUCUGAAGCCCCUGCGAAAUUAAAAGCUCCUCUUUUAAUCUCACAAAUUAGGGUUUUACGUAACAAGAUCCCUUAUUAGGGUUUUCCUCUCAUUCUUCAAUAUUUCGAGCUCGAUAUAUAAGUAAUCGAUGAAACUGGCCGUUUUCUUGGGCAAUUGUCUCUUGCUUUAUUAGAUACAUAAAAUGUCAAGGACAAGGGAAGAGAAUGAAGAGCAGGUAGACCUUGAAGGGGACAAUGAACAAGAGGAGACUAUAGAGGAAGAGGUUGAAUAUGAAGAAAUAGAGGAAGAGGAGGAAGUGGAAGUUGAGGAAGAGGUUGAAGAAGAGGUGGAAGAUGAGGAUGAGAAUGAGAAUGCUGAGCUUGUUGAUGUUCAAAAAGGCUCUGAUGGUGAUGAGGAGUUGAAUGAUUCUGAGACAGAGGAAGAAAAGAAAAAGAAACAUGCAGAACUUCUUGCACUUCCUCCUCAUGGAUCAGAGGUCUACAUUGGUGGCAUUCCUCAUGACACUUCUAAAGAGGACUUGAAGAGAUUUUGUGAAUCUAUAGGAGAAGUCAUAGAGGUUAGGAUAAUGAAGGGGAAGGAUUUAGGUGAGGGCAAUGGUUGUGCUUUUGUGACGUUCAGAUCCAAAGAGUUAGCAUCCAAAGCUAUUGAAAGACUGAAUUAUUCUGAAUUCAAGGGGAAGAAGAUAAAAUGUUCAACUUCUCAAGCAAAGAAUAAGUUGUUCAUUGGUAAUGUUCCCAGAAACUGGGGGGAGGAAGUUAUGAGGAGGGUUGUAACUGAUGUUGGGCCUGGAGUCGGUUGUAUUGAAUUGUUGAAGGAUCCAAUGAACCCCGGCCGAAACCGUGGAUUUGUUUUCAUUGAGUACUCUAAUCAUGCAUGUGCUGAAUACUCGAGACAGAAAAUGUUGAAGCCAACAUUUAAGCUUGAUGAUAAUGCUCCAACAGUGAGUUGGGCUGACCCUAGAAAUGCUGAAUCUUCUGCUACUACUCAGGUUAAGUCAUUGUAUGUCAAGAAUUUACCACGAGAUAUAACUCAGGAUCGCCUAAAGAAGCCGUUUGAACAUCAUGGAAAGAUCACAAAAGUUGUAGUUCCUCCUGCAAAAGCGGGAAAGGAGGACAGCAGGUAUGGGUUUGUGCAUUUUGCAGAGAGGUCAAGUGUUAUGAAAGCAUUGAAGAAUACUGAAAAAUAUGAGAUUGAUGGUCAAGUGUUGGAGUGUUCUCUUGCAAAACCACAAGCAGACCAGAAAUCUUCUGGAGGAUCUGGCUCCCAGAAGUCAACCUUAGAUUCAAGCUUCCCUCCAUUAGGAUUUGGUUUACUUGGGGGGGCAUAUGGUGGUCUUGGAACAGGAUUUGGUCCUGCAGGAUUUGGACAGCCGUUAAUCUAUGGGCGAGGUCCAACCCCUGCUGGAAUGGCAAUGAUGCCAAUGCUUUUGCCUGACGGAAGGAUUGGAUAUGUCCUCCAACAGCCUGGAAUGCAACAACCAGAGACACCUCCACCACAGCCCCGUAGUAGCCGAGGUGGUGCUAGUAGUAGUAGCUCAAGCGGUGGAAGACGCAGCAGCAGUGACAGUAACCGAGGACGCAGUCGAUAUAAUCCAUAUUAGUUUGGUUCUCGAUUCCAUUUCUUCUGUAACCUGAGGUUAGAAGAGAGUAGAAAAGAAUCUGCUUUGAGUUGGCUUUAGUUCGAGGCUAAGGAUCAGCCAGUAGUUUUGUUUAAACAGAAAUUAUGGAAAGUAUAGUAAGCUGUCAAGAAACUUACUGACAGUUGUUGGGCUCUAAUUACAAAAACUUACUGACAGAUAUUGGGCUCUAAUCAAAACGACUAACAUAUAUUCACCAUUGCAUUUAGAUUAAA